Quercus robur (English oak) is the source of this 767-nucleotide messenger RNA. RefSeq names its product RING-H2 finger protein ATL40-like. The record is from RefSeq and is a predicted model, not a curated record. Bases 87 to 620 code for a protein of 177 amino acids. The transcript has a single exon. NCBI's taxonomy places the organism in Eukaryota, Viridiplantae, Streptophyta, Magnoliopsida, Fagales, Fagaceae.
UUCUAGAUCAACUUAGGAGUAACCAUGAUUUCUGACGGCAAGCUCUUGUUUCUGUUUUCUCCCCAGUCGCUCUAGUGAUACUAAUCAUGAUUCUCCAAAUCCAUUUUAGGAACCAAGAAACAAGACGCCAAGCUUCCCUAGAUACAAGAACAACUCAAGUUGCACUGGAUGAAAUACAUUCCAUUGAGCCAACACCAAUGAGAGCUCUCGAACCAUUGGUGGUGGCCUCAUUACCAAAGUUCAUGUACAAACAAACUGACCAGCUUGAUCAUGGUCAUGAAGUCAUAGAGUGCUCAGUUUGCUUGGGCACCAUUGUGGAGGAAGCCAUGGUUAAGCUUCUACCAAAUUGUAAACACAUGUUUCAUGUGGAGUGCAUUGAUAUGUGGCUUAACUCAAACAUAACUUGCCCAAUAUGCCGCACCCUGGCUGAGCCUAGGGACAAGCCAGAGGAUAGUACUUUGUGCACAGUGGUUCAACCCUUAGAUCCACCUAUUGAAGAUAGUAUGCCACAUGGUACAAGAUUAAGCUCUUUCCAGAGGAUGCUUAGUAUGGAGAGAUCGUCGAGGGGGAUUCAGAGUCGUGGAGAUGAAGGAAGCCCGGAAGAUCUAGAAAGACAGUAGCAAUUUCAUUGAAAGUAUUUAUUGUUGCAUUUACUUUUCUACCGUAGAAUGAUACACAUUAAAGAUUGAUUGACUUUGCAAUAAAAAUAUCUACUUCUUAAAAAAUUUCACCGCAAUCAGAUUAUGAAGUUAAGUUUCGUACCAAAA